Electrophorus electricus (electric eel) is the source of this 3388-nucleotide messenger RNA. RefSeq names its product WD repeat domain 37 (gene wdr37). Gene Ontology annotation, molecular function: protein binding. The record is from RefSeq and is a predicted model, not a curated record. Lineage: Eukaryota; Metazoa; Chordata; Actinopteri; Gymnotiformes; Gymnotidae.
GAAGUAAAUAUUACGAUUAUACAGUUCUCAGCUGCAACUGAAGGUCAAAACAGGUCCCAGAAUUCGCUUCUCUGAAAUCAGUUUAAGAGUUCAAUAAAAGGAGCCUAGGAGCUUCAAGCUAGUUGUGUCGUUCAGCCGACAUUGGGGUCAUUUUGGGAGAUUACAGUGUUGUACCAAACCGUCUGGAAGAUGCUGAUCGCUGUAUUGACGCGCCAUCACGUACUCAGCGAAUGAAAAACAUCAAUCUUGAUUCUUAAAAUAUGCUCGGGUCAUUCUUUUCUGCAUCGUGUUGAGAUCCACGUACGCCUUUACACGAUCGUCCUGAGGAUGUGUCUGCUUUCUUUAUCGUUCGCUGCGCCUCAUUGUCCUGUUCCAGGUGGGACGAGCACAGUGGGACGUCACUGAGGGACGUGAUGCCUGUUGAGAGCGGAAAUAGCGUAGCUGCCCGUCAAGCCAAGCAGAAGCGCAAGUCACACAGCCUCUCCAUCCGGAGGACGAACAGCACGGAACAAGAGCGUCCGGCUGGCCACAGAGACAUGCUGGAGGGACAGGACUCCAGGUUGCCCAUGCCUCUGAGGAGCAACUUGCUGGAUUUGUUUGGACAGAUCGAACGCGAGUUUGAGAAUCUCUACCUUGAAAACCUUGAACUGAGGAGAGAAAUCGAGUCUCUGAAUGAACGUUUGGCAGGUGAAGGCCAGACCGUCGAUGGAGGGGAUCUGGGCAAAGGAGCCCUGAAGACUAAAGCCAGUCACAGCACAAGCCAGCUGUCCCAGAAACUGAAGACCACUUACAAAGCUUCCACCAGCAAGCGUUCAAAUUCUUUCCACGGCAAAGUAGGCGGACCUCGCAACUUCAAUGUGGGGAACUGGGAAUUGUGGGGUGGAGAUUCAUGGAUCGUAUCCAGUUUCAAAGCCACCACGUCACGGGCUGUUUGCCAGCUGGUGAAGGAGUACGUGGGCCACAGAGAUGGCUUAUGGGACCUGAGUGUGACCAGGACGCAGCCACUCGUCCUGGGCACCGCCUCGGCGGACCACUGCGCCAUGCUUUGGAGCAUCGAGACAGGGAAGUGUCUUCUGAAGUAUGCGGGCCAUGCUGGAUCAGUGAACUCGAUCAAGUUCCACCCCACCGAGCAGAUGGCCCUGACAGCGUCUGGUGACCAGACGGCUCAUAUCUGGCGCUACAUGGUGCAGCUGCCUCUGCCUCAGCCGCUGGCCGACACCAGUGCCUCGCAGGACGACGACGUGGAUUUCUCCGACAAGGACGAGGCCGAGGGGGAGGCAGAUGGGCCGAGCGAGUGCCCCACCGUGCGCGUGGCCAGCACUACCCUCAAGAGCCACCAGGGGGUGGUCAUCGCUGCCGACUGGCUGGUCGGCGGGAAGCAGGUGGUCACCGCGUCCUGGGACCGGGCUGCCAACCUGUACGACGUCGAGACCUCCGAACUCGUGCACACCCUCACAGGUCACGAUCAGGAGCUGACCCACUGCUGCACCCACCCAACCCAGCGGCUGGUGGUGACCUCAUCCCGUGACACCACCUUCCGGCUGUGGGACUUCAGAGACCCCUCCAUCCACUCAGUCAACGUCUUCCAGGGUCACACCGACACCGUGACAUCGGCUGUGUUCACGGUGGGAGACAACGUCGUGUCGGGCAGCGAUGAUCGCACCGUCAAGGUGUGGGACCUGAAGAACAUGCGGUCGCCCAUAGCGACCAUACGCACCGACUCGGCCGUCAACAGGAUAAGUGUGUCUGCCAACCAAAGAAUCAUCGCUCUGCCACACGACAACAGGCAGGUCAGGCUGUUUGACAUGACCGGGGUACGACUGGCCCGCCUCCCCCGUAGUAACAGACAGGGCCAUCGGCGAAUGGUGUGCUGCUCUUCCUGGAAUGAGGAAAACCAGACGUGUAACCUGUUCACCUGCGGCUUUGACCGCCAGGCCAUCGGAUGGAACAUCAACAUCCCUGCACUGCUGCAGGAGAAGUGAACACACACACGAACACACACACGCGCGCUCUCUCUCUCUCUCUCUCUCAUGCUGUACAAAGACAUGCUUGCACAAAGCUAAAGGAGGCACAUCUCUGCGCACACGCUCUCUCAUAUGCUGUACAAAGACACACUUGCACAAAGCUAAAGAAGGCACAUCUCUGUGCACACACACGCCCUGCGUGUCAUGCUAUUUGUGUGUGAUUUUUAUGCCAGUGCUUCUUUGCCUUUGGUCUCUUGAUCAGAAUUGUUUGUUUGUUUGUUUGUUUUAAAUAGCCGUUAGUCCUCCAGGGAGGUGGCUUGGUUAGGCGCGCUACCUCCAACAGACGAUCCGCUCCCGGAGCUCGCCGGUCCGCACCGCCGUGCCGUGUCCUUAUUCUAGACGAUCAGUUCCAUGUUGCCGUUUCAGUGGGAUUUUUCUCUCAUGGUGUCAGUAGUUUCUCUCAUAGACCCAGGGUGGGAGGAAGUGGGAGGAGCUAUGGCCUGGGCUGGGAGGGGCAUGGGCCCUGGCGCUUUGGGUGUUGCUGACAUACUUGCAUUCGGUUCAUAACCUUGAUUUGUGUAUUUUGUCUAAUUUUCCAGGGGGGUCUGUGUAUAUAUGAAACUUUUUUUUUUUAAUUGUUUGCAAUCACCAUUUUAGAUAUUUUUGCAUUUUGAAAAGUCCAGCUUUGCUUGAUGUGCUAUUAAAUAUAGAACCGUAUAUGUGAAAGGACAGUUGGCAGUCAUUCUGUAAAAUGAGCCCUUUUCGCCUGACAGGCAGUGCUUCUUAGUUCGUCUGCACGGGCAAGAAAGACAUGUCUGAGCCUCUGAUUUAAGACACGAUCCCGUCGUGACCGCUGUAUAAAUUUGAUUUUUCACACGUGAAUAAUAUAAAUGUGAACGUGAUGAGGCAGUUUGUGAGUAUGGUUGACAGUGUUUAUAGCCCUAAUACUUCUCAAGUCCUGUGGUGUCUGUGUUAAAGGGUUUAAUUUGAUUUCAAGGACCUUUUUUUUUUUAAUGUCUCAUAGAACAGAUCCAUUUGGAUCACCUGUUGGUCAGAAGAAUGGACCAGAUGCAUCAAAUUGAAACAUUUCUUCUCUUGCUGUUGUCUUUAGCCAAAAUAUUUCAGCAGUGACUAGAUUAGACAUUAUGGAACGAAUUGAGUACUAGGCCAGAUGAGCCAUGCUAGUUUAACCGGGCAUCUGUUUAACUCGCCUCUGGGUUCUUUGUCAUUUUCACCACAGCAGAACUAAAACAAGGAGAAGUUCAGGCAGUUGCCUAAAUAAAGUGUUAAAGCCACUUUAAUACUAAAGUGUUGGGGCCGAUAGGCGGAGGAGACUGUUGCAUCCGUUUCAAAAGAACCUUUAAAGGUAGUAUAUAACUGACUGAGGUCUGUAUGUAAAUAAAUGUCCUUUACAAAACCUGAAA